This is a messenger RNA of Alexandromys fortis (reed vole), 1402 nucleotides long. It is a transcript of the gene Dhrs11, whose product is annotated as dehydrogenase/reductase 11. The coding region runs from base 116 to 898 and encodes 260 amino acids. Lineage: Eukaryota; Metazoa; Chordata; Mammalia; Rodentia; Cricetidae. The transcript has 7 exons. The record is from RefSeq and is a predicted model, not a curated record.
CUGCUCCGACGUUUGCAGGUUGCCCGCGCCCGCCCCAGCAGUGACCAGGGAGCGGCCGAGCUCAGUGAUCUCAGUGCCUGGCUCACCGAACGGGGUGGGCGGACGGCUCGGGACCAUGGCCAGAGCCGGCAUGGAGCGGUGGCGCGACCGGCUGGCACUGGUGACGGGAGCCUCGGGGGGCAUAGGCGCGGCCGUGGCCCGGGCAUUAGUCCAGCAGGGACUGAAGGUGGUGGGUUGUGCCCGCACCGUUGGCAACAUCGAGGAGCUGGCUGCCGAAUGUAAGAGUGCAGGCUACCCCGGGACUUUGAUCCCCUACAGAUGUGACCUGUCAAAUGAGGAGGACAUCCUCUCCAUGUUCUCGGCUGUGCGCUCUCAGCACCAUGGUGUGGAUAUCUGCAUCAACAAUGCGGGCAUGGCCCGGCCCGACACCCUGCUCUCGGGCAGCACCAGCGGAUGGAAGGACAUGUUUAAUGUGAAUGUCCUGGCCCUCAGCAUCUGCACUCGGGAAGCUUAUCAGUCCAUGAAGGAGCGGAAUGUGGACGACGGGCAUAUUAUUAACAUCAACAGCAUGUGUGGCCACCGAGUCCCACCCCAGUCUGUCAUCCAUUUCUAUAGUGCGACCAAGUAUGCCGUCACUGCAUUGACAGAGGGACUAAGGCAAGAGCUUCUGGAGGCCCAGACCCAUAUCCGGGCCACGUGUAUCUCUCCAGGCUUGGUGGAAACACGGUUUGCCUUCAGACUCCAUGACAAGGACCCCGAGAGAGCAGCUGCCACCUAUGAAGACAUAAAGUGUCUCAAACCGGAGGAUGUGGCUGAGGCUGUCCUCUACGUCCUCAGCACCCCCCCACAUGUUCAGGUUGGAGACAUCCAGAUGAGGCCCACAGAGCAGGUGACCUAGUAUUCUGUGGGGAGCUCCUGACUUCCCCACCCUUCACGGCUUGCCUCCUGCCUCUGGAUUUUAGGUGUUGAUUUCUGGACCCUGGAUCUUACUUUCUGUAUCCACUCCACUAGGGAUAGGAAAUUUGUCAAAUUAUUCUGCUUAUACUUGUGAACAAAUGGGCUGGGGAGAGAAGGCACGGUCGUGACCAUUUUAUCUGUUGACCUGUUUUGAGUCCCCUGUUGGGCUCCUUAACCUUCUCUCCUCAGCCUCUUCCUUUUGACCUGGGCAAGGGAAUGUGGCCAAAAGGGGCACUGUCUAUCUUCUACCCUCUGUCCCUUAAGGUUGGGUGGCAGAGACAGGCCUCAUCCUUUACCUGUGUAGGCUCCCUUCCCCAUUCCCCCACCUCUCCAGCCCAACUUUAGCUCUUGUCCUGGGGUCAUCACUGCACUUUGACCAUGGCCACAGAAUACUAGGCCUGUCUCCCAGCUUACUGUAACAAUUAAAGAGAAAGAUCACAACCUA